AUGGACGAGGCUCUGGGUGAAGAUUUUGAUGAAACCGUCAGCCAGCAAGUGAUCACAUCAGAAGCUGACAAUGAUAGUGCACCUCAUCCGAGUAAGAAGCUACGCCAGAUUAAACCUCCAAAACUGGAUCUGGUUAAGCGGGGGAGACAAAAAGGCAAGCAGACGACACAAAACUCACUCGCUGGAUAUCAUGAGAUCCAAACUUCAAAGAGAAAGACAGCUUCUAGAAAAGGAGCUCGGAGGCCUGGACAGAGAAAAGCCCUUCUAGAGCGGGAAAAGGGCCCUUGCCAAUCGGGAAAGAGCCGCUCUUCAGCGGGACAGAGCCCAGUGAACUCACGCCGGACUGUCUGUCUGUCUGCACCGCUGUUCUGUUUCAGGGUCUCACACAAGGACACUGAGGCACUGAUCAGGUGGCGCAUGGGCCAUGGCUAUUUAUUCUCAGGCUGGAGGAACACAUGCAGAAAUGGCUGGGAGUAUUGUGUUUUCCUUUUUUUAGGCUGUUUCAUACAAGAAACAAAAUCCAACCUGGAUGGAAAUAUUACUUCUCAAAGAGCAAAACGAAAGUGGGAGAAUUUAAAAUGCAAAUACAAGGUUUUAAAAGCUCUUGCAAAGGACGUUGAAACGGUUAAACCAGAAUCCUGGCGGUGGUUCAGACUCAUGGAGAAGGCUGUAGAUGGCGAUCCCACUGAUGCUGACCCUCCUAAACCGACCUUAUUGACCAACCUGGCCGAUGAGUCUGAAUGUGCAGCCCAGCCCAGCAAAAAGAUGUAUCAAGUAGAAAUGGGGAGUGAUAUUCUAGAAUUACUGACACAUUCUGUAAUCGAAGUCAAUACUCAAGCGACGGUAGCUGAUGAAGGACCCUCAUCAGAUACAGCAGAAAGCGUGAAAGGGAGAUCCAUUAAAAAAAGCCCUCCAGAGACUCAAGACGAGCUACACUUCGAAAGAGCUAAACUCAGACGAGAGCGACAGCUGCUGGAGAAGGAGCACGCAGACCUGGACCGAGAGCGAGUGCUGCUGGAGCGCGAGAAGGCCCAUCGCAGAGGGAGGGAGAAAACGGCGUUGGAGAGAGACAGAGCGCAGUUGGUAAAGGACCGAGCUGCGAUUGACCGGGAAAGAGCCUCGCUGGAACAGGACAGAGCGAGACUGGAGGGGGACAGAGCAGCCCUUGAAAGAGACAGAGAGACUUUUACCGCCAUGGCUCUUGAUACAAACAGCACAGGACACACUGAACCAGACUCCCCAUUUGCCGAGGACAGAAAAAGAUUAAUAUUUUUGUUUGAAAAACUGAUUGAGAGAUUUUGAAAUCACUAAAAACUGUCAUUGUUGCUUUUUCUGAGGGCAUUU
Molecule: messenger RNA, 1344 nt
Organism: Cyprinus carpio (common carp)
Lineage: Eukaryota; Metazoa; Chordata; Actinopteri; Cypriniformes; Cyprinidae
Exons: 5
Coding region: 1-1302 (433 amino acids)
Source: RefSeq, a predicted model, not a curated record